This is a messenger RNA of Tetrahymena thermophila SB210, 2402 nucleotides long. Its product is annotated as EF hand protein. Gene Ontology annotation, molecular function: calcium ion binding. The record is from RefSeq and is a predicted model, not a curated record. Lineage: Eukaryota; Ciliophora; Oligohymenophorea; Hymenostomatida; Tetrahymenidae. The transcript is spliced from 3 exons.
AUUUAUUUUAACUAACAACAAUUUUUUAGAUUUAUUUAUUUAUUCAAAAAAGUUAUUCAAGUACUAUUUUUUUAGUUCAAAACAACACUUUUCAUUAGCAAGUUUACAUACUUUUUGCAAAAUGAUUUUGAUGGGAAGUCGCACUCAAAAGAGACUCGCAGCUCUUUUGAUGUAGCUUAUUGAAAACGAAAAUAAAGUUGAGCAUUGUCGUCUUUGUCUCUUUAAGAAUCCAAAUAUAGAUUUAUUUAAAGUUUUUUAGCAAAUUGAUGUCAAGCGUAAAGGAUUUUUUAAGAAUGAAGAAUUGCUUGAUUUUUUAUGCAAAAAUAACAUUUAUGCUACAACCAGAGAAGUUAAAUUUUUAACUGACUAGCUUGACACUGAUAAAGAUUCAAUUGUUACUUAUGAUAACUUUUUACACUUUUUAGCUCCCUAGUAGGAUGAAAAUCUAAGGAAAGAAAUUCUUGUAAGAGAAAAAAUUCAAGCUACUUAGCAAAUUGAUGAAUAAUUUUUUCACAUGAAUGAUAAUACUCCAACUCCAUAAAAAAUGAAAUAAAGUAAUCUUGGAGCAAGUGCAUUUUUGUCAACUGCUAAAUCAAAAUAUCAAUAUAGUGGAACUUAAUAGCUAAACUAAUCAUUCCAUAAAUAAUAAGAUAUAUUAGGAGUAGAUCCAGAAACUGAAUAUUUACUUUCAAAGCUGUUUUAUUAGAUAGUUUAAAAUUUCAAGGCCAUUGAAGCUAAAAAAGAAAUCUUAAAUGGUAGUAAUGAUUUCUAAUUAGAAGUAGCAUUCAAAACAAUUGAUAGUUCAAAUAUUGAUAAGCUAGACUACGAAAGCAUUGAAGAAUUUCUUAAGAAGCAUAAUUAUUAGAUUUAAGAAAAAGACUUGCUUGUACUAAUUAGAACUUAUGGGAGUUUAGCAGAUGGGUUUAUCAACCAAGCUUAAUUUAUGGACAUGGUUUUAUCAUAUGAGUUUAAUUUAAAGAAGAACGCAGUUAAGGCAAGCUUUGCAAAACAAACAAAAAUGGAUUAAAAUAUUAACUAAAUUGUUCAAAAGGCUGAUCCUUUAGUUGAUCCAAGUAAAAGAUAAGUUAACUUUGGACAAAAAGUUGAUUCUUAAGACGAAUAAAACUAGUCUAAUUCUAAUAAAAAUACCACAGGUGCAUAGUCUACAGCUAAGAUUGGAAUAUAAUCUAAUGAAAAUAAGUCUAUGGUAAUGACUUAAACAAAACUAACAAAUGAUGUUUAUUUGAAACAAAACUAAACUGAUAGUAAUUCUAUUACCAUAAAGAAGCCACUCUGUAGAGGAACCCUAAAAACUCCUUAUUCUAAAAGAUUUUUGUCAACUGUUUAAGUUCGCCCAGGAAUGUCUUCUAUUAUGAACAUAAAUACGAUUGAAGCCGAUGCUGAAGAAUACGAUGAAGUAUAUAGAGGAAAAUAUCGUAAUUCAGCAAUGAAAGGUGAUGAAGAAGAAUUCUUUGUAAAGAAACUAUAUGAAAUUGUAUUAAGUGAUAUAAAAUUGGAAGAAUACAAGCAAGAAUUAUCUACACAAAAGGACUUCAACUUGCUUGACUCCUUUUAUUUUAUUGAUUUAUAAGGAAAAGGCUAUAUAACUUAAUAAGACUUGCAUGUAAAUCUUAAACAAAUUGGCUUAAACCCUACUAAAGAUUAGAUAUACUUGUUUUUUAAGCAGUAUGAUUUAGAUUUCUCAAACAGAUUAGAAUUCUCUGAAUUCGUUAAAACAUUUAUACCUAUUGAUUAAGAAUAUAGAAAUAUUCUGAACAACAGGGCUGCAACUGGAAACGGAUUUAGUUCCUAAACUAAGCACUUGCUAAAAGAAACAUUUUAAUAUAUAUUAUAAAAUGCAUAUGAAAUGGAGUUUAUCCGUUAAAAUCUAAACCGCCGUAGGCUUUUUAAUACAUACGAUGCUUUCUGUGCUAUAGACUAAGACAGCAAUGGUUUCAUUACAUUAGAAGACAUAAGAACACUUUUCCUUGAUUAUGAUAUUCACUUUUCUCCUAAAGAAUUGUACUACUUUUUCCGUAGGUUUGAUAAAGGUCUUGACGGAGAAGUUUGCUAUGGUGAGUUUUUCUCAGAAUUAACACCUAAAAGUCCUUACACAUUAACAGAAGAGCUCUAUACACAAACAAGAAAAUCAAUGGUUUCGAUUUCUAAUAUAGAAAAUGCCAAACUUUCACAAUGAAAAUUCUUAAACUAUAUUGAAAAAGAUAAAAUAUGAGCUUAAAAAGAAAAUUAUCUGUUUUAUAUUUUAUGAGAGUAGAAAAUGUAAAAAUAUAAUUAUUAUUGAUAAUAAUUUAAAACUAAUUUUUAAAUUGUAUGUAAAAAAGUAAGUUAGUAAAUAAAUCUUUUUCUGUUUGUAUUCUUUAUAAAAAAGCAGCUAGUUGAUU